AUGAAGCAGAAGAUUACCGAAAAAUUUAAGGAUUUGGUGAUGACUGUAGCGGCUAUUUUGGUAAUCGAUUUUUUACGAGGUCUUUGGAUUCGAUAUUGUUCUGAUUGGUGGUGUUGGGAUAUUGAGGCAACUUUUCCAGAAUAUGGGGAAUUUAAAGUGGCUGAAAAUGUGCUCCACUUGGUCAAUUCCCAAGCAAUGGUUUGUCUAGGCACUAUACUCGUUCCUAUGCUUCCAUUAAUUAAUUGUGUAAAACUUGUGGCUGUAAUGUACAUUCGUGCUUGGGCUUGUAUGGUUUGUAAUGUUCCUGCCAAACAAAUAUUUCGAGCAUCUAGGUGCUUUUUUAAAGUUGAAUUUUUUGAAUAUGUUUGGUUAAGUGCAAGUAUGCAGGGACAAUUCUGUAAACUAAACCUAGGCAUAUAUUACCUUUAUAUGUAUUCCCUGAGGAUAGAUAGCUAUAGACGUUGGCUAGCCCCUGGCUAA
Messenger RNA from Meloidogyne enterolobii, 480 nucleotides. Lineage: Eukaryota; Metazoa; Nematoda; Chromadorea; Rhabditida; Meloidogynidae. The record is from the annotation of a GenBank genome assembly.